CUUCAUUCUGGUCACAGACUCUUUGAAGAUCAAUUCAAGUCGUUUAUUGCUUGCCUCGACUGCUUAGAGGUUGGAUCACAAUGUCGUUACCAUUCCCAAACGUCUACCAUCUACGAACAGUUGCCGAGGCGUCAUCAAAAGCCUGUUUUGUCUGCUACAAACCAACUGUCAGAGUGCUGAUAACACCAGACAAUAAGGACUUUUUCUACAUUUGCCCGUCCCACUUAUCUGACAAGGGCUUUGCUUCGCCUGUUGUUGAUGCUGAGGCGGAAGCUGCAAAGAAGAAGAAAGAAUUGAUGGAGAAAGAAAUUGAAAAGGUAAAACAAGAGUACGAAGAAAAGCAAAAGAAAAGAAAGGCAAAGAAAAAGUCCAACGAUGACAAGGACAAGAAAAAGGACAACGUUGAUGACGACGACGAUAAGGCUGAGAAAGAAAGGGAUGAGAAGAUCAAAGCUCUCCAGGCUGGUGAAAGUCUGGCUCCCAAAGCUGAGGACCUGCCCCGUGUGUAUGCAUUGCAGAAAAACUUCUUCCAAAUGAGGAUCGAUCGACAACGCCAAAUGGAAAUCGCAAAGCGCAAUCAGCAACGAAUAAAAGAUCCAAAUUUCUUUCCAGCGGCGCCUCGGGGUGACAUUGCUUGACUGCAGACGUUCUCAAAUCGAUGAAGCAACGGGUUGCAUGUGAAAGUGACAAGGGAGCACAUCCGCACCUCGGAAGCGACGAUUACAAGCCCAGCAUACGCUGUGGAGUGGUUUGCAGUCGAUUGAAGCAUGUUUUACCCCUGUUUAUCCAUGCCGUCCUGUCCGACAUUCUCAUACUCUCUGGAUUACAGGUCGUCGUCUUCGCUAAGGAUCGGACCGGCAAGAGUUUUCGAUAGUCAUGGCUGAUCCGAGCUCACAACCGCCAUGAAGAUUGCAAGUAUUGCUGUCAGUAACAGAACUUGAAGGCAUUUUGCGCAAUUGAUGAUGAUUGGGCUUCCCAAGAAUAUCAAGUGGUUGCUUAAAUCCACAAGAAGCAUCAGCGACUGCAAUUGUGACACGUAUCGAGGGAAACCCGACUCGCGAGAGACCUUUCAUACGACCUCUCGCAUCGUGCAUGCAUUCAGCUGACGCAUGCACGAGCUGUUGUGUCACGAACUUUGAUUUACACAAUACGGCCACCCGCCGAGAAACACCACCGCGAAAGUGGCGUCCAGUAGCAUGUGUGUGCAUCUCAUCAUCCACACCGAAUGCAGAUGAGAUUUUGAAGUACAAUUUUGAGCAGGACUACUUUGCUCGAUGCCCGCGCGAGGCAAAUCCCAAGCACACUUCCGCCAGCUAGAGAUGCUUAUGCGCCACAAGCGAAUCGGUUGAACUACUCCAAGAUGGUGCAGCGAAACGGAUUAUCGGCGGUUCUCACCUCCGUGACGUCUUACGAGGCUGAAUGAGGGUCGAUAUUUGUACCGGCAAAGUUUUGGUUAUUGAAACAUGACACGUUCGAUCAACAUUAGGAGGAAUCUGAAAGCAUUCGAAAAGCCCUUUAUUCAGUUCAUCAUAAAUCCUCUGUUACUUCCACGCUUCAAGGCCAGAUUGGCGAGUCUCGGCACGUGCUCGAUCUGACACCGCUGAAACUCCGGCCUGGCUUUUCAGUCACGCGCCAUGUUGACUACCUGACCUCGUUUCCAAUUUCUCAGUCAUACAAAAACUGGCGUAAAACCACGACCAUAAUCACCUUGUACGAUCGGAGUCGCCGAAUGGUUUGAGUCAGCAACAACACUUCGAACAUGGUCCGUUUCAUCAUGCGAUCGACUCCUUCGAUACUUCGAGUUAGUCGACUUUCCUAAUGGAGACUGGGGACGUCAGGCUACUGGAUCGUUCUCAUCCCGCUCACAGCCAUGUCAGCCUCGAAGGAUUCCUGGCGAUUUUAGUCGAAGCCCACCUCCUUUGAUGCCUUGAACCCUCGUACACAAAAUGUAACAAUCUGGACGCCUCCUGUGUGGAGUCCUGUCCUUCCCCCGCUUCGAAGCCGCCGUGGGACGAGCCUUGAUACUUCCCACGGGCAUCGGACCCCUGAAUUAGCCCUACAAGGCUGAGACACCCCGCCGAUGAGGUUUGUCUGGUCAGGCCUGGUCAGGCUGACUGCAGAUUCAAUACGGAGUAUCUUUACAGAAGCAAAAUACUCGUACGAGUACUGUAUCCCGCGCAACGCUUACCACUUGUGUCGGUGUUAGAGUCCUUAUACCCGAAUCUUGCAGCUUCUCUACCUGAAGGAAAGACUCUGCGAUGGCUUGAUCCCUGGGCAACCAUCACGAAUCUUCCCUUCUCCUCCCUCACACUUGGCACCAGAAAUGUAAGAUCAACAGCUGACCUACGCAAAAACGACAUUGAGCUUUCCUUAAAGGAGUUUACGACUCGUGGUCGUUCUGAUAUCCAUCGGAAUUUGUACGAGGGAGGAGAGUUUUUAUUACUUCUUGACUCGGUUCUUAGGUCGGCCCGGGUCUGAGCAUCAUCUACGGAGAAGGAGGAGGGGGAUAAGCGAGUACGAAGCUAUUUAGCCUCGCAGACGGACGAGAGAAGGCUCUCUCAUCCCAGGCAUCUUUUGCAGCAGUCCGCCAACGCCGAUCAGAGACCGACGGACGAAUUCUGACCGGGUUUUCUUUGCUGACUGUGGAGAUGGCUUAUUACCUAGGUGUGUGAAAGUUGAUUCUCGACAUCCCCUCUUGGUUCCUUCCUUCCAAGUGUCCGCGAUCAUAAUUUCUGCCAAAGGCCAGCCAUCGGUCCAUGGCCGGCGGAAUUGCGUUACUCGGGAAGGAUGGGCCUGGGGGAAGCAAAAAGCCAAGUCAACUGACUGAUCCGUCGAGAGGGGGGUUGCGACAUUGCGAGACACACGGGCAGGGGUACGACAAAGUACGGUAGG
Molecule: messenger RNA, 2892 nt
Organism: Exophiala oligosperma
Lineage: Eukaryota; Fungi; Ascomycota; Eurotiomycetes; Chaetothyriales; Herpotrichiellaceae
Exons: 4
Coding region: 81-638 (185 amino acids)
Biological process (GO): vacuolar transport
Cellular component (GO): endosome
Source: RefSeq, a predicted model, not a curated record